CACGCUUUCCGCACAACACCACCGACUGCACGGAGCCGAUCGUCAACUCCUCCUUGCCGCUGCCUAGUUGCACCUAGACCAUUGCCCAUUAGCAAUUCUCUAGUACAUCAUAUCCUUUGGACGGCAUUGAGGCUGAAACGCUCGACGACGCGGUCGCGACAUCAACGAACGCGAUCUGCGAAUCUCGGUCAUUUUCCAGAGGCGAUUGCCAUGAAGGGUGUCGAUAUGGAGGCGUUGUCCCCUAGGGAUGCUAAUGCCCAACGGCUCCCCCGCGUCCACGAAAUGAAGACGAAGGCGGCUGCCGCGCUCAAGACCGUCAGGGACAAGGAGCACCCCCCACCGCCACCCGGCAAUGUCAUCGAGCCUCCAAGCUCCGACCGCAAGGACGGUGUUGUGUACCAGGUCGGCAAGCUUCUCGGUAAAGGCGGCUUUGCCAUCUGCUAUGAAGGAAAAGCUGCGGGGGCCUCGAAGCGGGUGGCCCUGAAGAUUGUCAAAAGCCAGAUGCCGAGCAAGAUGGAGCAGAAGUUCCAAACCGAACUCCAGAUCCACUCCAAGAUGCGCCACCAGAACAUCGUCCAGUUCCAUCGAGCAUUCACUUUCCGAAGCUGCACCUACCUCGUCUUGGAGCUGUGUCCGAAUGGCUCGCUCAUGGACAUGGUCAAGCGUCGCAAGGGAUUGACUGAGGCCGAAGUACGCUUCUACACCGUCCAGAUCGCUGGCGCCAUCAAGUACAUGCACGCAAAGGGCAUCAUCCACCGUGAUCUCAAGAUGGGCAAUAUCUUUCUCGAUAAGUACAUGAACGCAAAGAUCGGUGAUUUUGGCCUCGCCGCUCUGCUCCUCACGGGCAAAGACAUGCAGGUUAUGCGACGGACGACGCUGUGUGGGACGCCAAACUACAUCGCUCCUGAGAUUUUGGAGAAGGGAAAGAAAGGCCAUGACCACAUGGUUGAUAUCUGGAGCUUGGGGAUCAUUGUAUUUGCAAUGCUCACAUCGAAACCUCCCUUCCAAUCAUCAACGACGGACGAGAUCUAUCGUCGCGCAAAAGACCGCGACUACGAGUGGCCGUCGUCUGAGACCUCGCAGAAGUACAUUAGCCAGGAGGCUAAAGACCUUGUUGCCACAAUGCUCCAGGAUGCCGACCGAAGACCAGAUCCCGAUACGAUAGUAUCUCACCCGUUCUUCACGUCUGGAUACAUGCCGCUCGCUACCGACAUUACGUACAAGCUGCGUGAGCUACCGCCAGAGAAUCCUGCCUUCUACGAGCCGCUUGUGAACUCCCAAGCCCAUUCACUCAAUCUUCAGAACGUCCAGGAGAUGUGCCGAGAGUGUGGUGUCGGGCCGUUGUGCCAGUCGCAAUUGGUAUUCAGGAACAUCUGGAGGGAAAUGGCCGAAGAGGAACAGAACGGGCUGACCCCCGUGAUUCCGCUGGCUGAAGGUGUCGUCUACCGGCCAUUCGACGAGAUCAAAAACGAGCAGAAGCUCCAGGCUCGGCUUGCGGCAGAACAAUUGGCCAAGCAAGCGUCCCAGCUUUCGCUCUCAGACAAACCUGGGGACUUGAAGGAGAGCACGCAAGCCCAGAAGCCAUCGUCAGGGCUGCUCCGCGCUCCACCCCAGAGCUUUGCAGCCCAGCAGAGAGCGCAGCACCGGCCUACCACUACGACGACCAUCUCGCGAUCGAAGACCGUCACAGAGCCCAUUUCCAGAACAAGCGCGGCUUCGCGACCCCGUUCUGGGCGAGAGACGCCCACAGCAUCACUCCCGCCCACGAGCGAGGAGGUUCCGGUAUCAAAGACGUCAACCCGCGGUACCCGCAACCAGGCCGUCACCUCGACCAGAAGCCAAGCCACAGUCGGCUCUGAGGACCCAGCUCCUCGACCGCGACGGUCGGCAUCGACGAGGGAAAAGCGGCAGGAGGAGAGGUUAUCUCUAUUCGGCCCGACCGAAUACCAAGAAGUGGUGCCGGGCUCUCAGCCAGAUAUCGUGCUAGAGCGCCUUCAGAGGCUACAGGCCGAACUCGAGAGGGCGCUCAAUACUCGCACCAUGGCGCUUGUAUCCGCCAGGGACAAGACGCCGCCCGCUCCGCAUAUCGUGGUGAAGUGGGUUGAUUACACAAACAAGUUCGGCUUGGGCUAUGUUUUGAACGACGGGAGUGUCGGGUGCAUCCUCCGGAGCAUCCCAUCGUCAGAUGUAUCCAGUCCUGGAAAGCUGCCUCCGGCUUACCUACUAGUUCACGACGCCGAACGGCACUUCAUGCGCAGGGAUGAUCCGAACUAUAAGGCCAGGCAUCAGAUUGUCCCAAUGAAGGAGGGGAUAUUCUUCUACGAAAACAACGGCGAAAGCGGCAUCUCGCGCGUCCGGGUAGCCCCGGAGAACUUCAUGCUACCAGUCAAUCCAGACGGAACAGUUGGAAAGCUGUCCGCGGGUAAGGACAUCUAUGACCACCGCAAGCGGGAGCGGAUCGUAUUGUGGAAGAAGUUCGCCAACUACAUGAUGGCGUACGGGCGGGAGAUGGAAAGCCCGGAGCAGACCGAUGAGGUUGCCAUUCGUAUCCCUACGAUCACGGACCCAUCGGCCGCGCCCCCCGAUGUUGUCACGUUCUACCAGCGCUUCGGCGAUGUCGGCUGCUGGAUGUUUUCUGACGGACAUAUGCAGUUCAACUUCCCCGAUCACACCAAAAUCGUGCUCGACGCAACGGGAACCUGGUGCCACUUCUGGCACCUGCCGCAGGAAGCCGCCAGAACGCUCGAAGAGAGUGGCACGCUUUCCGAGUCGGCCCUCGACGACAGGGCCGUCCUCUCCUAUCCGCUGCAGACGCUCCUGAACUUCGCCACGGUCCCCAAACAGCCCAAUCGGAGCACGGGCACGUCGUCCCGCCGCCGACCCGAGAUCAGCGCGGACCUCCAGGGCAUCCCCGCCGCCAACCACUUCCGCCAGAAGAUCGAGUUCAUUCGGGAUAUCGUCCGCGAGUGGAACGCCAACGGCGGGAUCGGCCGCUCCGACAUGAGCCGCGAGAAGCGGCUGCGCUGGACGGGCGUGCGGGAGACGCGCAAUGUGCAGAUCCCCGCCAAGCAUGUCUGGGUCACCAUCGGCGCACGCGGAGGGGACGAGCGCGUCGCAGCGCUGGUGGACCCGAGAAGGCCGAGAGAGAUUGGCGAGGAUAUUGACGAGUCGAAGAAGCGCUAGGCCUGUCUGUGGUUUGCCUAUCUAGUUCACUGGCACUGUUUGGUUAACUAGGAGGAGUGUGCAGUUGCGUGAGAGAGGGGGAAGAGUAUAUACCCUGACGGAAAACAGCAUGUGUCAGUCUGUUGUUGUGUUGAUUGUUGUUGUUGGUUUGGCGUAGCGGCGUUAGCAUGGCGCUUGCGGGUGGGGGAUGCAGCAUGUUACGACCUUAUGAACUUGUUUUCUUUUCUUUUCUGGCUGUAGUGUGUCUCCAGAAGACAUC
Molecule: messenger RNA, 3442 nt
Organism: Chaetomium strumarium
Lineage: Eukaryota; Fungi; Ascomycota; Sordariomycetes; Sordariales; Chaetomiaceae
Exons: 5
Coding region: 211-3183 (990 amino acids)
Biological process (GO): mitotic spindle organization; protein phosphorylation
Cellular component (GO): spindle pole body; spindle pole; kinetochore
Molecular function (GO): protein serine/threonine kinase activity; ATP binding; protein binding
Source: RefSeq, a predicted model, not a curated record